Seriola dumerili (greater amberjack) is the source of this 2692-nucleotide messenger RNA. RefSeq names its product tyrosine aminotransferase (gene tat). NCBI's taxonomy places the organism in Eukaryota, Metazoa, Chordata, Actinopteri, Carangiformes, Carangidae. The transcript has 12 exons. The record is from RefSeq and is a predicted model, not a curated record. Gene Ontology annotation, molecular function: L-tyrosine:2-oxoglutarate transaminase activity; pyridoxal phosphate binding. Gene Ontology annotation, biological process: aromatic amino acid metabolic process; biosynthetic process. The coding region runs from base 95 to 1534 and encodes 479 amino acids.
CAUUUUCGAGGAUCUUGCUAUAAAACCGGCUUGAUGCAUCCCGCACACUUCACUUUAUGUAAUUAACUUUUUUGGAGAGUUUUGGACAUUUUCAAUGAGUUCCAGGAUGGAUAACAAGUCUUACUUGGUUCAGAUGAAUGGGAAUGGAGUCCACGGCAAAACCACACUCAAUGGCAAAACCCUGAGUGGGACUGGAGUCAAUGGGAAGGGAGUGCACGGGAACGGCAUCCACCAUGUAAGUGUGAAUGGCAGUUUGUAUCCAACCAAAGCCAAGAGCCGCCGGCAGAGAUGGGAGGUGAAGCCUUCAGAGAUGGCCAACAACACGCUCAACCCCAUCAGGGCCAUCGUGGAUGGCAUGAAGAUCACCCCAAAUCCAGAUAAACCCAUGAUUGCACUUUCGAUAGGGGACCCCACUGUGUUUGGAAACCUGCCCACAGAUGAUGCAGUGCUUCAGGCCAUGAAAGACGCUAUAGACUCGCAAAAGUACAACGGCUACGCUCCUUCUGUUGGUUAUCUGAAGAGCCGGCAAGCAGUGGCCAACUUUUACAGCUGCCCCGAGGCUCCACUAGAGGCAGAGGAUGUGAUUUUGACCAGCGGCUGCAGUCAGGCCAUUGACCUGGCUAUCAGUGUCCUGUGUAACCCAGGGGACAACAUCCUGGUCCCAUGCCCAGGCUUCUCCUUAUAUAAGACUCUGGCUGUCUCCAUGGGUAUCAAGGUCAAACUCUACAACCUGCUGCCGGAGAAGUCAUGGGAGAUUGACCUGCAGCACAUGGAGAGCCUGAUCGACGAGAGGACAUCCUGUCUGAUUAUUACCAAUCCAUCCAACCCGUGCGGCUCAGUCUUCAGCAAGGAGCACCUACAGAAGAUCCUCAAAGUGGCCUCCAGACACUGUGUUCCCAUUCUGGCUGAUGAAAUCUACACCGAUAUGGUUUUCCCAGGCUGCAGUUGUCCGUCCAUGGCGUCUCUCAGCAGCGACGUUCCCAUCCUUUCCUGUGGCGGCUUGGCUAAACGCUGGCUGGUCCCUGGUUGGAGGUUGGGAUGGAUCCAGAUCCAUGACAGGAAUGAUAUAUUUGGAUCCCAGAUUCGACAGGGGCUGGUGAAACUGACCCAACGCAUUCUGGGAGCAUGCACCAUUGUCCAGGGAGCACUGGAGGGCAUCCUCAACAACACACGUCAAAGCUUCUACAACGACACCAUCAGCUUCCUGAAGUCCAACUCAGAGAUUUGUUUCAAUGAACUGUCCACCAUCCCCGGCCUGAACCCCGUCAUGCCAUCAGGAGCCAUGUACCUCAUGGUGGGGAUUGACAUGGAUCACUUUCCAAAUUUUAAGAAUGACGUGGACUUCACUGAACGGCUGGUAACUGAGCAGUCGGUCUUCUGUCUGCCUGCCUCGGCAUUUGAGUAUCCCAACUUCUUCCGCAUUGUGGUGACGGUGCCAGGAGAGAUGAUGGUGGAGGCUUGUGUUCGGAUCAGGGAGUUUUGCCAGUGCCACUAUCGGCCCCGCAGCCGCGACAGCAACGAUCUGGACCAGUGAUGGAACCUAGUUCCACCAGUCCAACAGUGUGGUCCUUGUGGAGAUUAAACCUUAAAGGCUGGAUGAACUGUCACAUACACUGAUAAGCCAAAACAUUAUGACCACCCCUACCUAAUACAUUGUUGGUCCUUCCUCUGCCACUAAAACAGCUCUGACCUGCCAAAGCAUGGACUCUCUCACAGUGUUGUGUGGUCCUGAUGUUAGCAGCAGAUCCUUUAAGAUCCUUUCAAACUAAGGCUGCAUUCAGACUACGUUAAAACAGUGCAAGGGCCUGCUUUGGUGGGGGGGUGUGUUGUUUCAUGUACUGCUGAGUCUGUGACAUACAUGUGGGAAGGCCAGUUGGGGGACAGGGCAUGGAAGGGGCACUUGCACGUAUGUGAAUCCAACACAACACCUUGCCGGAUGAUGUCACAUGGUGUCUGUCUAAUCUAACCCCAGACCUUGACAUGCGCCAUUGGUAGGAGAUUAUCACCUCAUCUGUGCGUGGUCAUAAUAUCUUGGCUCAUUAGUGUAUACUGAGCUGGAAUCAGCUUUGAAAUUUUAUUCCACCAUGUUAUGAAGUUAUACUUACACAAAUCUGAUGUCAAAGCUGUGUUAAUAUUGUCAUCACUGUGGCACCAAAAGCUUGUGAGCAGUGUAUCUGAUGGUCCAUUCAUGGUGUAAUUUUUGAUGUAAACCAUAUGAAAUGAGAAGACCAAAUAUUUAUAUUUUAUACAGGCAACUUAUAUUAACCUCUACUUGUUUUUGUGUAUUUAUAUAAUUUGUGUACGGCUUUGUAUGCCUAUGUAACGUAGCCUCUUCGAUAUCAACUGCAUCCAUGCAUGAUGAACACACCUUUAUGGUACUUUACGCCUGUUUUUUACUCUCUGAUCCACAAUUAGAGGCAGUAUAUAUAUAUAUAUAUAUAUAUAUAUAUAUAUAUAUAUAUAUAUAUAUUCAGUAUCGAUUUUUAUAAACUUUAUGUAUUGAUAAUCUUCUGUAUACUUAGAAAAUGACUCUCAGUGCAAAGUGUUAGACUGCAUGGGCAUGCUCUAUCAGAACCUUCUCUGUAUAUUUGUAUGUUGAUUGUGUCAUAUUGAAAGGCAUAUAAAUAUAUAUUUUUACAGACACAAAAUCUUAUUUAGUAGUUUUGUUGAUAGUAACCGAAUAAAAAAACAU